CGAAUCGGUCAGCUCCCUUUGAGGUCAUUUGGUUUCGGCUGCAGCCCCAGCCUCCCAGGGGCUCUUUGUUCUUUUCCCCUCGAUGCACCUCCCAACUACCCCCCAUUAAGUCAUUCUCGUGGGGUUCGACACAAUCACUCGAGUCCUCUCCGACACAGUAUCCCAAAACUAUUCAAAUCAUCAAACAGGUUGAAGAAAUGGCUGGUCCUCGCACGAAGCGGCAAUUCGCCGGCGCAGCCAGUGAUCCUGCGCAACGGUCCAUCACCUCAUUCUUCAAUCGGGCUACGAAUACCGCUCCUUCGGCCGACGCCGCCUCAAAAACGUCAAGCCAAUCGACUUUCGACGGCCCUCCUAUCCCAACACAAGUCCAAACCGACCUUUUAAAUGUCGGCAUGCGGGUGCGCAAGGCCAUCCCAGAAGGCUACAAGACCGGCAGCGCCUACAGCGGCUUCACGCUCUGGGCUGAAGACAACAACAACAGCAACCCCACCACCACCGGCGACUCCUACCCAACCUCCACCAACCCCAGCGCAGCACCCACCUCUUCCUUGCGCGAACUGGAACCUUUCUGCGGCAUCAACCGAGUCGGCGGCCUCGCCUUCCAGCCCUCCCACAGCAACAACACCAACACAAAUUACCAGCCCACCAACGACGACGACUACAUGGACGACCCGGACGCCAUGCCCGGCCUAACAAGCAGCCAAGACACCAUCACCACCAUCACCAGCAGCACCUCCCCCUCCCCCGGCCCCCUCAACAUCGCCACCGCCUUCGCCCCCCACCCUCCGACAACGACGACGACGCGCAAGCGCAUCUUCACGUCAGACGAGGACGACGACGUCAACGGCGCCACCGCAAACAGCAGCAGCACGGCAACGCUCCCCUACCGCGGGCCCGUGCGCCUGAGCAGCGACAGUAGCCCCGAGGCGUGGCUGCUGGAGGAGGAGAUCUCGCCGCGCAACGUGACGCCGCCGGCCGGGCUGUGGGAGACGGCGCGCGUGCUGGCCGUGCCGCGGCGGUCGCGCACUGCGGGGGGCAGUGGUGGUGGUGGUGGCAAGGGUUUUGUUGCUGGUGGCGGUGGUAGUGGUGUUGGGGGUGGGCAGGAGGAGAAUGUCAUGGUUGUGGUGCGGCGGGAGGAUGGGAAUGAUUUUGAGGAGGCGAGCUUCCUGGACUAUGGGCUGACGGGGGAUGGGCGGAUGGAGAUUGAGUGAGGUCGGGAGGAAGGGAGGCAUGUGCCUGGGGCGGGACGGUCCGUUGAUGGUGGUGGGUUAAUGGCAUUGCGGGCUUGAUGGCGUUUUUGUUUCGCACAUCUCUGCUGAGCAUUGGGCAGAGACGGGUUUGCAUUAUACCAGGGACGGAGGCGGGUUAUGGCUUACUUGCACUUGCAUGUGUUUCUGAGGGCGACGGCGUUUAGCAACGGGGACACGGUGGACACACCGAUGGGGUUGCAUUCUGAUUACUGCUCGAGUAUACCUACGACGCGUAGCGCGAGCAAAUGAAAUAAAACAUUAAAUAAG
Messenger RNA from Chaetomium fimeti, 1517 nucleotides. RefSeq names its product ribonucleotide reductase inhibitor-domain-containing protein. Gene Ontology annotation, cellular component: cytoplasm; nucleus. The transcript has a single exon. Gene Ontology annotation, molecular function: ribonucleoside-diphosphate reductase inhibitor activity. Bases 198 to 1211 code for a protein of 337 amino acids. The record is from RefSeq and is a predicted model, not a curated record. NCBI's taxonomy places the organism in Eukaryota, Fungi, Ascomycota, Sordariomycetes, Sordariales, Chaetomiaceae. Gene Ontology annotation, biological process: intracellular protein localization.